AUGUUCAACGGCCAGAUUCUAGAGACCAACGACGACUGGGUUAACGACCUGCUCGACAAUGGGUCGCCCCUAUCCAGCUUCUCUCUCCUGAACAGCUCCGACGAGGAAUGGCAGCGACAUAUCGACGCGAUGAUGAGCAGCCCCGACUCUCCGGAAGACAUCUACAUUGCCGACUCGAUGAAUGAUGAAUACAUCGUGAUGGGUUACGAUGGCCAACAUCAAGGAGGGCAGGGCUCGCCCUACUCCGCCGCGAUCGGGAGCGUGUUUACGGAGCAUCAAUCUCCAUACUCACAGCAGAUGAUGUCGCCCUACUCACAGCAGAUUGGAGAAGGAUACGGGAUGGAAUGGAAUGGCUGGAACAACGGCGCUGUCGGUUGCGAUGCCGGCUCUCCGUACUCCUCCCUGUCGACCGGCAGCAGCCCGCUGAACAGCUUGGCGGGAUCGCCGACUGCUAGACGAGGCCCUGGUCGACCCAACAAGGGCGGCAAGCAGCUGGCCGAACAGCGAUGGCGCGACAGCGACAAGAGGACGCGCGCCUUGAACGAGUCGUCCAGCAAGGCCGUGCUCGCCGCCCUGGCCAGCUACCAGCGGAAUACGGAGGUUGCGGAGGUCUCACAACCUCCUCGUGCCCCUCGCGCCGGACCAAUCGCCGGGCUUACCGUAGCCCAGCGCAAGGCCCAGAACCGCGAGCGCAACCGCCUCUACCAGGCCACCCACCGCAUGAAUCAGAGGGCCAAAAAAGACGCCUACAAAAGGGCCCAACAACUCGCCAGAAAGUUUGAUUACACCACGAUGCCAUCGAACGAGAAGACGUUCCUCCAGAAGGUCUCCUUGCGCCAGUGGAUCGAGAAGGCUGACCGCGAGCUCGACUCCGAGUUUCCGCUGGCGAUCCGUAGCCUAGCAGAUGAUCAAACCAAUGCAAAUUCGGAAUGCAGAUGGGUGUUCGAUACAGCGUCGGAGACGUGGGUCGAUGUAGCCCAGUCCUACGGUUCCCGUGCUCACCUGGCCACGUCCGGAUUCCACCAUCAUCAUGAUAAGCAUGUCUCGCCGAACGCAAACUACGUCGACAUUCAAAAGUUGCAGCUGACGGGAUCCCCGGCGUACUAUGCGCAAACGGAAACUGUCGCGGUUUCGUCUGAGACAUGGUUCGAAGCUACCCCGCCCGUUGCUUCCGCGGCCCCUCCUGUAACGCCCGGAUUCCACCAUCACCAUCAUCAUGCAAAUGCCUCGCCCAAGGCAAACUACGGCGACAUUCAAAAGUCGCAGCUGGCGGCGUCGCCAGCGUACUAUGCACAACCGACUGUCGCUGUUUCGGCUAAGACCUGUACCAAUCUCACCGACCCCUACGCAUCGCCUCCCCAGCUGACAACACCCGAAUUCCUCGACCAUCACACGAUUGGCUCAACAAAAGAUACCUCGUCGAAUGCAAGCCACCUCGGCAUGCAGCAGUCACAGCUCACGACGCCGCCAGCCAACUAUGCCCAACCGGAUACUGUAGCCGAUUCGCCCGAUUCGAUGGCGAGCACCCUCAGCAACCAGCCGAAUAGCGUGGAAGGAUCCCCAGCUGCGCGCAAACGCCCCGGCGCUCCAUGGCAGGGCGGGCCGGAACUCUCCAGACAAAGAUCUUACACGAAGCAGAAAAAUCAAAGGAAAUUCGCAAUGUCCCGCACCACGGUGGCGCUCCAAGGACUCGAGGAGUAUCGUGGAAUUUCCGAAAUCGGCGAAAUUUUGGGGCAACUGGAUGUGGUGGUUUAUGAUCCUCCACGCGCUAAGCCAAGCAAGAAGGUCGACGGACUUAGCGACGACGAAAAAAAGAAGCAAAAGAGACUGCGUAACACCCGGGACGUUGCCAAAAAUCGCAAGAAAAACAAGGCAAAAAUGGGUGCCUUUAAGAAGGCUCAGCUACUGGCUAAAAAACUGGAUUUAAAGAAGAUUCAGCUACUGGUUGCAAAACUGGCUUUAACGAAGAACACGGAGCUAAACGCCGACAAGGAUACCGCUGCGGACAUCGAGAAAAGAGCUGGUUUCAUCAAGAAAACCCUAGAUUCACUGACCACAGAU
This is a messenger RNA of Mesorhabditis spiculigera, 2061 nucleotides long. NCBI's taxonomy places the organism in Eukaryota, Metazoa, Nematoda, Chromadorea, Rhabditida, Rhabditidae. The record is from the annotation of a GenBank genome assembly.